AUGGGUGACAACACCGAAAAGAAGUCAAUCGACACAGGCAUGCCUUCAAAGCCAAAAUGGGAAAACCCCAACCACCCGCUCUACCUUCAUCAUGCAGACCAACCCAGCAUAAUCCUUGUCCCGCAGCCUUUGGUAGAAGAUAACUACAGCACAUGGGUUCAGUCCAUGAGCAUGGCCUUACUAGUCAAGAACAAGAUUGACUUCGUUGAUGGGUCAAUAAAAGAACCAAGUGGGGAUAAACCUGAUGAAUUGCAGCAAUGGAAGCGCUGCAACAAUUUAGUCAAGACAUGGCUAUUGGGGUUGAUGUCAAAGGAAAUUGUUAGUAGCGUCAUUCACUGCAAAGACGCGAGCCAAAUGUGGCUUGAUCUCCAAGAGCUAUUUUCACAUGUGAAUACCAUUCAGCUUUUCCAUAUCGAGAAUGAAAUCCAUGAUUGCGUACAAGGCAGCAUGACUGUGAGUUCCUAUUUUACUAAACUUAAGAGCCUUUGGGAUGAACAAGAUGCGUUGUAA
Messenger RNA from Prunus persica (peach), 510 nucleotides. RefSeq lists its product as uncharacterized. The transcript has a single exon. Bases 1 to 510 code for a protein of 169 amino acids. NCBI's taxonomy places the organism in Eukaryota, Viridiplantae, Streptophyta, Magnoliopsida, Rosales, Rosaceae. The record is from RefSeq and is a predicted model, not a curated record.